Amoebophrya sp. A25 is the source of this 3943-nucleotide messenger RNA. The record is from the annotation of a GenBank genome assembly. Lineage: Eukaryota; Dinophyceae; Syndiniales; Amoebophryaceae.
AUGGAGCAUUGCUUCCUCUGCUUCUUAAGGCUAGUUUAUUUUCACUAUAAGUCCGUAUGGAAUAUCAAUAUGCUGAGUGAAAGGGAACACUAUUUUUAUAUAUCUUCUUCUACCUACUAUCUCUAUCCUUCCUUUUUCUUUUCCUAGUUAGCUUGGCUCCACCCGUACUAUUCCGUAUGGAAUAUGCUGAGUGAAAGGGAACAAACUAGAUAUCAUGCAUAGCUUUGAUUUUUUGAAGACCUCAACUACAACAGGAUUUGAAGGAGGGAAAUGGGGAGAUCAGUCAGUCAACCAGGUACGUCAGUGAAAAACUAGCACUUCUUCUAAGUUUCCGGUCUAGAUGUCUCCUCGAUGCUUUCGUCCGUAUUUGGUGGCAACGACCGCUGUGCCCAGUGAGCGAGGCGAUCAAACCUUUGGGCCUGAAUUUUGCGAGAGUUGCCACGUUCAAGAGUCUGCAGCUCUAUUUCCGCUACGAAGAGAACCGGGAACGGAACACUAAUGUUUUUUGGUUCAAUGAAGCGACUAUAGACUUUCAAGCAUUCUUGAAAAAGAACAUCGCUCUCUGGCGCAUCUGUCCUCAGUCGGGUGGGAGUAGUACGGGAAGCUACAGUACAACUAGCAGCUACAGUGGCAGAAUGAGUUCUUACAGCGGCCGAAUUUACGGCUCCUCAUCAGGGUUGUAACAUUAACAAUUGUAUUUAUUAGUAUUUCUUUGUAACUCAUCAAAAAAAAAAAGGUAAGACCAUGAUCUAGAAGUUCGUUGUCCAGGCGCUUGUCUUGUUUUUACCCUGCAAAAAUAUUACGUUUGCUCUUCAUUAUAGUUUUCUAUUAGGAUGUACUAAAAUUUUUUGGUAAGAUCAUCAAGUACACGAGUUAUAAAUCUAAUCCUAUAUUACUGUCGAAGAGAAAGAUUAUUUAGCAAGCUAGAUGAACAUGAAUCGUUUUAGGGUUAUUUUUGUGAGGAGUUCCUAUCCCUAUUGAUUCUCUAAGCACUGGGAAACCCCGGUUGGCGAGGAGGACCCUCUCACGCACAUUUGUCGCACCUCCACCAAGCUCAUCUAGAUGCAGCGGCGCGGGAUAGAGGCGACCGAGGUGAUCUUAAGGCUCAAAGUAAUUAUAAUUCUCACUUCGAAGCAGGGUCAACUUCCUCUUUCCCUAUUGGGAAGCUGAAGAAAUGCUGAAGGGAAGAAAUGAAAUGCUUUGAGCAUCUGGGACAACUAGGACAACCCACUCUCUAUAUUACGUCCUUUGGUCUUCCACGGUCCCCCUCGUUAUUAGAUAAGUACUUUCCGUAGGUUACUUUUCCUUCUCCAGAUUUUUCAAGUACCUACUGAAUGCUUAGAGCAGCAUGAUGACCUUGAUUAACGCUUUGAGCUCUAAUGGUCGUUACGAUGAUCCUCGUUAUGAUCAUGAUCGCGAUCGGCGACGUGGACCACCACGUGGUUAUCCGGAAGAAUAUGACGACGAUCUUCCUCCUCCUUACUACGACUCUAGAAGAAGAAGCGGUGGAAGUGGCCCGCCAAACUACUACAGUUACGGCUACCGCUACUCUGUUGUUGGCUAGGGGUACUACUACUAGUACGUACUAGGGAUGCGAAUGUACUAGUCCCUCCUCGGAUACUUUACGUACUAGGGAUUACUAGUACGUACUAGGGAUGGUUACUCUCAAAGAGGGGUACUAGGGGUACUCUAGAAGAAGAAGGGGUGGAAGUUACACCGAAGGGGUGGAAGUACAGGGGUACUCUAGAAGAAGAAGCGGUGGAAGUUACGGCUAGAGGAAGAAGAAGGGUGCUAUGAGCCGUACUAUAAGGGGCAUACACAUGACAAGAUGCGGCCGAGGUUGUAGCUCUAAUACAGCAGUCGAGGAGGCAGCGCUCUUUCGAGCAUCAAAGGCGACCCUGGGUACUACAACGACGGGCGAUCUGGAUCUUACCGUAAAGGCAGCAUCCCGGUAAGCAACAAUGUAUCAAUCGAGUCUUCUUUUAUGGUCCCGUUACACAAGACUACAAGGAGAUGAGCCUCAGCAUCUCGAUGCCCUUGUUUUCCCUUGUCAUAUAAAUUCGUCUAAGUUUUGCGUCUACAAUAGCGAUCGCGGGUCUGGUGGCUACUCGUCUGGCAGGAUGAAAGGCAAAUGUGGUAACAACUUUAAGGCUUCAAGAACUCUCCUAUUUUGGGCAAGCAUCUUGGUCCUCCCGUUUAGAAUCUAGAGGGAACUAAGCAAGUAGACGGGCACAAGGAUGCUCCCCCAGAUGGAUCUCUAAUAACUUCUCUAGUACCUCCGCGUACGACAAUAGAUCACCUACAGGUGGAAAGGGCGGCUACGGUGCUCCCGGAUUUGGCACGUCCUACAGUGGUGAUCCUUAUGCUUCAACGUCGAGCAGAAGGAGCCAGAAAGACUACGAAUACAGAAGCAGGGGCCCUCCGGGCCCGACAAGCAGUUCCUACUUUAAGGGCGUACCUAACAACUUUUUUUUAAAACUAGGUAGUACCGUGAAGCACCAACUACAACGACCCAUCUACUUUUGAUACUCCAUUUUCUAAUCGAAAGGGAGAUGCUCCAAGAAAAGAUAUAUUUAUUAAGUGGUCCAACAGUAGGUCGGUAGUAGACAUGGGUAGUUGUCGAAAGAAGUGCCUCUAAUGACUUGAGUAAAGGGAAGGUUGACCACGUCGAUGACAGGGACCUCAAUGGUGGUUAUAGAAGACCAGCACAGAGCAGCUACGACCACUACGAUGGUACUAAAGGAGGUUCAGGUCAUGAUAGUUACCAACAAAGGCCUAUUAGUAGAGACGAAAUGAACACGGCUGCCAACAUGCCUCCCAACAUGCGAGGAGGACCACCUGCAGGAAAUUCUUCCUCGUCUUACCAGCAUGAUUAUCGGCACAGUGCGUCAGCCAGUAGCUCUAUGACACCAAACCAUGGAGGUCGGGGAAGGAAUAAUUUCUACAACAUUAAGGUCAACUACUACAUUUUUUAGUGUCCAUUCUUGAACUUUCUCAGCAUCUUGGUACUUCCCUUAUGUUGCUUCCCUUGUUGUGUUCUCUUCAACAUGGGAAGACGGAAAGGGGACGAGUCGAGAUGAUGAGGGGACCACCGAGGUGAAUAAAAUACGCGGACUUCUCUAACAAUAGUUCUAGUAGUGCCGUUGCUCCCGGCGCGUCUGGUGGAGGAAGCUACCCACAACAUAGUCAUACCAGGACCACAGACACAGAAGGUUCUUACCAGGACAGGAGAAGAUUCGAACCGAAGCAACGAGGAGGGGCCUCCAACAACCAGGGCAGCAAUAGAUUUAGUUCGUCUCAACAGGGUCAGCAACAGUUUAGCACCCCUGGGGGAGGUGCGUCGUCGUACUCUCGUGGAAGCAGUCACCAAACUGCUCAUCAACAGGGAUCUCAGUUUUCCAACACGAGUAGAGGACCGCAAUUCUUUAUGGCGUCUUUCCACAUUGUCAUAUCUAGUAUCUCUAAUCACAUGAACUUCCCUGUCUCUCUGACUUUUUAGACUACAGAAAGUACUACAAGUAGAGUCUCUACAACUAUUUGCAGUAAGAUAGAAUAGAACUACUCGAGCAUGUUUCGUCCCGGACGGCGCGGCCUGGCCGCAGAGCCGCAGAGCCGCGGACCUCAAACCUUGAACCUUGAACAUUCUAAGAUGUACAACAACGACCUUGGUGGAGGUGGACACAAUGGCGUGCAAGGUGCGACAUCGUCAGCGACCUCUUCCUCCUCUGUCGCUGGUGGCCUUGCAGGCACGGGUCUCUUCGCGCGUGAAGCAGGUGACGUUUUGGCCAUGCUCAGGCAGGAGGAUCCGUAUCUGGUCCAACGUGUAAACGAGCGCUUAGCUCGCAAUGAGAUAUCUGAGCAAGAAGCCAUCGACCUCGUGAAAGACAGUCUCUUGCGAGUGAUGUGCCCUCCUCAGGGCACAGCAAGCAACAGCCGCAACUGA